Gryllus bimaculatus (two-spotted cricket) is the source of this 2124-nucleotide messenger RNA. The record is from the annotation of a GenBank genome assembly. Lineage: Eukaryota; Metazoa; Arthropoda; Insecta; Orthoptera; Gryllidae.
AUGGCCUUAUUAAGGCGUCGACCUCGUUAUUUGCUUGAAAACGUUCGAAGUGACUCGUUCAGAAGCCACAAUAAAGAGAACAUUGUUUUAAUGUUUGCUUUCCUUUGUGUGUUUAAAGGCAAAUCACCAUUCUUCCCAAGCUUGGAGGAGCAGGCUGCUCUAUUGGAAGACCCUGCUUCACAUCUGGUGGAUGGCCAGGUGCUGCCUCCUCCAGCACCUCCUCUCAGCUCCCCUUCACGGUCAUCACCUCACAGUCAAGGAUCGGAAACUGGCGAACGUUACUCCAGGAAGGUCUUUGUUGGGGGGCUGCCUCCUGAUAUUGAUGAAGAUGAGAUCACUGCCAGUUUCCGACGUUUUGGGCCACUGGUUGUUGAUUGGCCGCAUAAAGCAGAAAGUAAAUCUUACUUUCCUCCAAAAGGAUAUGCCUUUCUGCUCUUUCAAGAUGAAAGUUCUGUGCAGCAACUAAUUGAUGCCUGCAUUCAGGAUGAUGACAAACUUUACCUGUGUGUCUCCUCACCGACAAUAAAAGACAAACCUGUUCAGAUCCGACCUUGGCGUCUCUCUGAUGCUGAUUUUGUACUGGAUGCUUCAAUGCCAUUGGACCCACGUAAGACUGUCUUUGUGGGAGGAGUACCUCGCCCUCUGAAAGCUGUGGAGUUGGCGAUGAUUAUGGAUCGUUUAUAUGGUGGAGUAUGCUAUGCCGGAAUAGACACUGACCCAGAAUUGAAAUAUCCUAAAGGAGCCGGACGUGUUGCUUUUAGCAACCAACAGAGUUAUAUUGCUGCCAUCAGUGCUCGUUUUGUCCAACUGCAGCAUGGAGAUAUUGAUAAGAGGGUGGAGGUGAAACCGUAUGUCCUUGAUGACCAAAUGUGUGACGAGUGCCAAGGUCAGCGAUGUGGAGGGAAGUUUGCUCCUUUCUUCUGUGCUAAUGUCACCUGCCUUCAAUACUACUGUGAGCACUGUUGGGCAACGAUUCACUCCCGACCUGGACGUGAAUUUCACAAGCCUCUGGUGAAGGAAGGGGCAGAUCGCCCUCGUGCUGUGCCGUUCCGUUGGUGUUAACGUCGGAGCGCCUUAGAUGAGUAAGAAAGAACGGCCCUGGAGACAGCCUGGGAUGGGGACAGGUGGUGUACAGGCGCUGACAUCACGCCCACUUCACUUCACCGCACUCUCCACUGCAAGUCACCAUUUUGGCAAAAUCUUCGGCAACUAGGAAAUUCUGUAGCAAGUGUGUCGUCGCGUCGCAGAAGAUACCACCGUUGUAACAACAACUGUAGGCUAGCUGUUUUCAUCGCUGUUUAUAUAUUAUUAUAUAUAGACAUAUAAUUAUAUAGGAAUAUAUAUUAUCUAUGAAUAUUCGAUAUGUAACCACACAUUCUUAAAAAUAUCUUUUUUAAAAGAAUGAGUCCUUCAAAAUGUAGCCCAGUCAGGUGGAUUGUACAUUUGGACAAUUUACUCUUUUUAAUUACUUGCUGGUUUGCCUGAGGCAAACACAAAAAUCCUGUCGCGGCCACUAUUCAUUGACGAUGUCAAACAUACGUAGUAUUUGUAACAAUAUAGUGACCGGGUAUCUCUGCCAAUACUUCAUGAAACAGAAUUUUUGUGAAUUUUCAGGGUACUGUAUUUGUAAAUAUGCAUUGAUAGUUGAAUGAACUUUUGUAUCGGUCGUGAUCCAUGUUAAAAGCUGUGUAACAAGCUUGUCUAUUUCCUAGUGCCCUUACCUGCUUUCCCUUAAGCUAGUACCUUUAAUAUACCUCCUUGGUGUAAAUAGUCAUUGUAAAAAUACCAGUAGUAGUUCAGUAUAUUAAUUUGUUUUAUAUUGAGAAUAUCUUCCAUAUUUAUUUUUUGGGUAUCAUUUUUGUACAUAAUGAAUUUUGCCUCCAGCCAUAUACAGAUUCUUACAUUAAUAGUGGUCAUUUGAACUGUGUUCAUGGCCAUUUUUUUAUACAAUUCCUAAUAACCAAACAACCUAUCUUAUAAUGUUAAUUAAUAUAUUUGUAAUAUCAUUAAUAAUAUAAGUAUUGGCAGAGACACUUUUAGUUGACAUAACUUUUGUAGCUUUAUCGUGCACACGUUUUUUAAAAGUACAUGUCGUAUAUAAAUAUAUAUAUAUAUACAUAUAUA